AUGCCUGGUGCUACAUUUGUUGGUUUUGAUGAUUAUACCGAUCAUACUGGUAAAUCUAAGAUGAGUAAUAUUGAGGAUACUUGUAUACCAUUAAUUAAUUCCAUUAACACUGAUUCUUCAUCGGCUACUAAACAGAGUGACUCGCUGGAUGUAGUUAUAUUACCAUCUACAAUGACGACUACUAUGAAAUCAAAUGUUUCCAACGACAAAAAAAUUCAUACUAAAGAUCUUAUCAAACAAAAGAUUCCCAAUAAAAUAUUAUUAUCUAACAUCAGUCGUCGACUAGCCAUACGAAAAAACUUACAUAAACAACUUUCUUUCGUAACUGAUAUUAUGUGUUUUCUUGGUAUUUUGGGAAUUAUUCUUAUGAUUAUUGAAAAUGAAAUAACAUUUUCUCAAGUCAAUGAUAAUGAUACAAUAUUGACGUGGUCUAUAA
This is a messenger RNA of Rotaria sordida, 436 nucleotides long. NCBI's taxonomy places the organism in Eukaryota, Metazoa, Rotifera, Eurotatoria, Philodinida, Philodinidae. The record is from the annotation of a GenBank genome assembly.